This is a messenger RNA of Auanema sp. JU1783, 1512 nucleotides long. The record is from the annotation of a GenBank genome assembly. Lineage: Eukaryota; Metazoa; Nematoda; Chromadorea; Rhabditida; Rhabditidae.
AUGAGUCGUAAAGAAGAGAAUCGAAUUGGACUACUUGGGGCAACUAGCUAUAUUGUAGGAUCUAUUAUUGGAUCAGGUAUAUUCGUCAGUCCCAAAGGAAUAUUAGAACAUACUAAAUCUGUAGGACUCUCUCUAAUCGUUUGGGUCCUCUGUGCAGCUAUUAAUGCGAUCAGUGCUUUAAAUUACAUUGAACUGGGAACAUCCAUUCCACAGUCUGGCUCUGAGUUCGCCUAUAUCAGUUAUGUAGGUUGGGAGCCAAUAGCUUUCUCUUUUCUAUGGCUGUGUGCUAUUAUUCAGAGUUCAUGCUCUGGCUCCGUUCUGUUCUUAACCUUCGGACAGUAUAUGAUUCAAGCUGUUGAGCCAUUAACAUGCUUAUCCGACUUCGACAAAAACAUAGCCAUCAAACUUUUUGGUUUUGGCCUAAUAUUGUUUUUGACUGUCAUCAACAUGUACUCAUUAAACAAGCUGGCUGCUAAAGUUCAAAUAUUGUCUAUGAUAUCGAAAAUAUCAGCAGUUGGAAUGAUAAUUGGAAUCGGAGCAUAUUUUAUGAUCUUUGAAGGUGCUACUAAAAAUUUUAAUAAACAUCAAAUAUUCAAAGGAAGCAACUUUUCAAUAUCACAAAUAGUAUUAUCCAUAUAUCAAGGUAAUUGGGCAUACGGUGGAUAUACGACUCUCAACUAUGGGACGGAAGAAAUUGAAAUAACAAAUUUUUCAAGAACUCUACCAAGAGCUGUACUCGGAGGAUUAUUCAUAUCUUCCGUCAUUUAUGUGAUGGCAAAUAUAGCUUACUUUAGCGUCUUAUCUCCUGAGGAUAUUAUACAAUCAGAUGCUGUAGCUACACUUUUCCUUCAAAGAACAGUAGGAAACAACUUUGCUUAUAUUAUGCCUGUCUUGGUGGGAUUCUUAAUCAUUGGAACUCUAAACGGUGACAUCUUCAGCUGGAGCAGAUAUAUGCUUGCGGGAGCGAGAAAAGGAAUGCUCCCAUCUGCCAUGGGCUUAAUUCAUCCCGAAAACGAUAGUCCACGUGUAGCUAUCUGGACACAUACGAUUCUUUGCAUUCUGUUUUCAUUCAUAGGUGAUGUCGAUCAGCUUGUUGAUUAUCUGACUGUAAUUGGCAUAAUGAGUACGAUAUGUGCGCUUCUAGCUUUGAUCUUAAUUAAAAUAAAAGGCAUACCAGUAGCAUCUUCAGCUGUGAAGUUCUCACUUGUAUACCCAAUCAUUGGUUUGAUCAUUCAAGUGUUUCUUCUUGUGACUCCGAUAGUAAUUGAUCCAAUAACUUCUUCUGUGGGAAUUGGGCUAUUCUUGAUUGGAGUAGCUUCAUACUAUGUACUUAUAUAUCCGAAAAAAAAGCUGAGUAUCUUAAAAACUGCAGAUGAAUAUUCGACUCGCUUAUGCCAACUCAUUUUCUGGUGCAUAUUAGAUCUCGAUCCUAAACAACGCAAAUCAUCAGAAACGACAAAAGCUGAAGAAACUCAUGAAGAAGAGAGCGAAACCUACAUAGAGAGAUUUUAA